UCCUACGUUUCCUUCCACUGUUCCCUCUCACUCCAAAAGUCAAUAACCGUGUUAUCUUAGUGCUUGAUUACUGAUAAGACAUAUUCUAAGCUCGAGAAAUGAGCAAUGAGUGUUUUUGAAGACAAUGACCCCACAUGUGCUGUUCUUAGAUGCCAACAAUGCCAUCAUCAAUGAAUAUUCAAUACCCAUUUAUUAUUUAGGAGUACCUUACCAUACCCCAAAAAGUUUCAUUUUAUUUUUUUAUUUUAUUUAAACUUCUUACAGGAAGAAGGAGGAGGAGUCAAUGCUUCACUUUGCUUAUGUCUCAUUCACAGAGAGAGAAAGAGAAAGAGUCUUUUAACCACACUGUUACUCAUUUUGUACCGUUGUGAGUUGUGAAUUGUUUUAUUUUGGGUUGGUUUGUUAGUUGUGAAAGGUGAAUUUUUUAUUUCUUUUUGUUUUGGGAAUUUGGAAUAGCACCAAACUCGGUUGUUGACCUAAACUUGGUUGAUAGAUAGAUAGAUACAUAAGAUAACCAAUUUUAUGUUUUUAGGGUUUUAUUUGUGGUGGAUUUUGCAAAUGGGUCUUUUUGUGUUGACAAUGGAGUAGUUUUAGGGUUUUCAAGUGGUGUUGUUGAAUCUGGUUUUGGAUUUGGUUUUGUUGGGUUGCUUGGAGUUUCUCUAAAGGUUGUGUCUUUGGGGGAAGAAUUGAAAGAAGCUACAUUGUUAGAUACAACACUGAAUUUUGAGUCCAAGUCUUUUCGUAAUUUGGAAGGCUUUGUUUGGGUGUUUCAGAAGGUUUUUAAUUGACCUUAGAUCUGUUCUUAACUGUGUUUUUGUUAAGUUAUUGGGAUUUGAGUUAAUGGCUUGCAUGAAAUUGGGUUCCAAAGCUGAUGCAUUUCAGCGUCAAGGCCAAGCAUGGUUCUGCACGACCGGGCUUCCCAGCGAUAUAAUUGUUGAAGUUGGUGAGAUGUCUUUCCAUCUUCACAAGUUCCCUUUGCUCUCUAGAAGUGGGGUUUUGGAAAGAUUGAUUGCCAAAGCUUCUGAAUCAGAGGAAGAAUGUGUCAUAGACCUUCACAACAUUCCCGGUGGGGCCAAAACAUUUGAACUUGUGGCAAAAUUCUGCUACGGUGUGAAACUUGAACUCACGGCAUCAAACAUUGUGUGCCUAUGGUGUGCUUCCGAGCAUCUUGAAAUGACCGAAGAAUAUGGCGAAGGUAAUCUUAUUUCCCAGGCUGAAACCUUUUUUAAUCAAGUGGUCCUCCGAAGUUGGAAAGACUCCGUAAGGGCACUUCAAACAUGUGAUGAUGUUCUUGACAAAGCUGAAGAGCUCCACAUUGUGAAAAGGUGCCUUGAAUCGCUUGCAGCAAAGGCAUCUACUGACCCAAAUUUAUUUGGGUGGCCAGUACUAGAGCGCGGUGGUCCCUUACAGAGCCCUGGUGGAAGUGUUCUGUGGAAUGGAAUAAGUACCGGGGCAAGACCGAAGAAUACAAGUUUAGAUUGGUGGUAUGAGGAUGUAGCAAAUUUGAGUUUACCUAUUUAUAAGAGGUUGAUAGCUAUCAUGGAAUCUCGGGGUAUUAGGCAGGAAAUUAUUGCCGGUUCUCUUGCUUUCUAUGCUAAAAUGUAUUUGCCUGGUUUAAAUCGACGUAAGGUUUCCGGUGAAUCCAGUACUCGGCUAACCCCGGUGGCUUUAGGGUCUCCACCAUCUGAAGAAGAUCAAAUAAUUCUCUUGGAAGAGAUUGAUCAGCUACUCCCGAUGCAGAAGGGCCUAGUUCAAACGAAGUUCCUGUUUGGUCUACUUCGAACAGCCAUGAUUCUACGAGCAAACCCCUCUUGUAUAUCGAAUUUGGAGAAACGGAUCGGGAUGCAGCUCGAUCAAGCUGCUUUGGAAGAUCUCUUGAUGCCGAAUUUCUCGUAUUCAAUGGAGACACUUUACAAUGUUGAUUGUGUCCAACGAAUUCUUGAUCAUUUCCUUGCGAUUGAUCAGGUUACAGGUGGCGCCUCUCCGUGCUCAAUUGACGAUGGCCAGUUGAUUGGAUCGCCUUCACUGACACCCAUUACCAUGGUAGCAAAACUGAUCGAUGGUUACCUUGCAGAGGUUGCCCCGGAUGUGAACUUAAAACUUCCCAAGUUUCAAGCACUUGCUGCUGCUGUUCCGGAGUAUGCCAGGCCUUUGGAUGAUGGUUUAUACCGUGCUAUAGAUAUUUAUUUGAAGUCUCAUCCAUGGUUGGUGGAGUCAGAGAGAGAGCAACUAUGCAGACUAAUGGACUGUCAGAAGCUCUCACUAGAAGCAUGCACACACGCCGCACAAAACGAGAGACUGCCCAUAAGAAUCAUAGUUCAAGUUCUAUUUUUCGAGCAACUCCAGCUUCGAACAUCAAUUGCCGGUUGCUUUCUAGUCUCAGACAACCUCGAUGGAUCAAGAAAUUUAAGAAGUGGUUUUGUCGGAUCCAACGAGGGAGGCUGGGCGUCGGCCGUGAAGGAAAAUCAGGUAUUGAAAGUUGGGAUGGAUAACAUGAGGAUGAGGGUUUCUGAGCUCGAGAAAGAGCAAGAGAUCGACAAGCUCGGUAAGACAAAAGGGUCGACGAGCGCUUGGGGAGUUGUGUCUAAGAAACUCGGGUUUAAGAUGAAAUCUCAGAUGUGCAGUGCUCAAGAAGAAUCUGUUAGUAAACAGAACAAUGGAAAUAAUAAGGUUGAGAAAUUGAAGGAUAGGCAUGUAAAGCACAAUAGAAAUUCGUCUAUUAGUGACAAAGGAUCAGUCUCUUCAAUUAUCCAUUCUUAGUGUCUAAAUUUGACUCUGUAAUGUGCUAAUUAGCGACUUUACUUUUCCAUCUCUAGCUAAUGUAAUUGAGAUUGAAACCAACGUCGCUAUUUAGUGUGCAUAAACUAUAGCUUUUGUUCAUUUGUACCACUGACUAUGUUCAUUAUGCUUCCUACUCUAAAAUAUUCAUUUGUUUGAAUUUUGAAAGAGGUA
Messenger RNA from Cicer arietinum (chickpea), 2952 nucleotides. Its product is annotated as BTB/POZ domain-containing protein At1g30440. The record is from RefSeq and is a predicted model, not a curated record. Lineage: Eukaryota; Viridiplantae; Streptophyta; Magnoliopsida; Fabales; Fabaceae. Gene Ontology annotation, molecular function: protein binding.